UCGACUGCGUUCCGGCGACAUUCGACAUAUUGUAAAACAGGCAUAAAUGCGGCUAAUAUUAUUAUCUGGUCAGCGAAAUAUACGGAUCGAAACGGUGCCGAACGAGAUGUGGUCGACAUCGUCUAAAUCGUAGCGAGAAUGAAGGGGAAAAAGAUGAACGUAAAAAAGAAUCUGCAGCAACCUUCAUCGUCUUACGCCGACUACGCGACGGAGUUGACGGACGACGAGGACGUCGGCAAAGAUUUCGGCUCACUCAUAGACGCGCCGCUCUCGAAAGGCGGGUAUUUUGUCUUCAAAUCGGAAAAAGACUGGUCCCCCGUCGACUUUUCCUCGGAAUACUCGGAAUUUUUCACCUUGAACCUGAACACACUGUCGCACGCGCUCGAUAGUAUUCCCUUCAACGAGUACGUCGAUGUGGAGGAUAGGUACUUCACAAGCGAUCAACUGACGAGUAUCUGUAAUAAAGCGGAUGAAAGCAAAGCAGCUUAUAACUGCAUUCUGAAUAUUGCGAAGACGUCGAGUUCGUCAAAUACUGUACUUACGGAAAAUGAGAUGAACGAGGAUACGAGUACAGAGCGACUGGAAUCGCUGGAAAACACGAGAUCUCUGUUGAAGGAUCAAAAUAACUUAGAAGAUGACAUAGAUUUUUUAUUGUCUUUGGACGAACCUGUUGAAAAGAAUUUAUUAAAGAUCACACAGACUUUUAGUAUACCUUCCGCUUCUAUGUGUUCCAAUAAUGAUUCUAAACCAAAGUCAAAGAAUAUUCCAGCCAAACCAUUAGACUUAGAGAAAUGGUUAGAUUCUGUUUUGGAUGAUUAAUUAUUAUUUUUCUGUGCAUAG
Dinoponera quadriceps is the source of this 840-nucleotide messenger RNA. RefSeq lists its product as uncharacterized. NCBI's taxonomy places the organism in Eukaryota, Metazoa, Arthropoda, Insecta, Hymenoptera, Formicidae. Gene Ontology annotation, biological process: negative regulation of G2/M transition of mitotic cell cycle. The transcript is spliced from 3 exons. The record is from RefSeq and is a predicted model, not a curated record. Bases 139 to 819 code for a protein of 226 amino acids.